Molecule: messenger RNA, 620 nt
Organism: Lactuca sativa (garden lettuce)
Lineage: Eukaryota; Viridiplantae; Streptophyta; Magnoliopsida; Asterales; Asteraceae
Product: calcium-binding protein CP1
Molecular function (GO): calcium ion binding
Source: RefSeq, a predicted model, not a curated record
UUUGUGUUUUAAACCAUAAAAACUAAAAGCACUCUCUUUAUUUUCACACACAAAAAUAACGCUACUAUGUGUCCAACCGGAACUUCCCUUUGGCAGGCGAGGAAUAUCUCUAACCUACGAUCUGCAUUUGAGGUGCUCGACACCGAUCAUGACGGAAAGAUCAGCCGUGAAGAUCUGAAAACAUCUUAUGCAGACGCCGACGACGAGGUCAUCGCCACCAUGAUGACGGUGGCCGAUUCUAACAAGGACGGUUACGUUGAGUACGAUGAGUUCGAGAAAGUAUUGAGAAGUGAUAACAGCGGUAGCGGCGGCGUGAUGGCGGAUGUGUUUAAGACCAUGGACAGAGACGGUGACGGAAAGGUAGGGUAUGGAGAUCUUACGAGUUAUCUCAGUUCGGCCGGAUUUGAUGUUAAUGACGAUGAAAUCAACUCGAUGCUUGGAUUGGGCGCCGUAGACGGUGGUGCCGACGGUAUCACAUUCGACGAAUUUCUCAAGAUAUUGGCAGUUUGAUAAAGAUGUCGAUAGCGAUGCGAACAAAAAUAUAGGUCUCUGUGCUUAUCGGUUUGUUGUAUUUCUCUGCAGUAAGACUGAAAUCAUUAAUUGAAAUUGAAGUUUCUUCA